GUUUGUUAAAGCGAUAGACCCCACGGCGCUCCAGGGCUCCACCGGGCACCGCACAACUGCCGCGGCGGCCCUCGGCGUGCGGUGGGCGCCCGUGACAGCGGCGCCGCUCUGCUCGCCACGCCGGCUCCGGGCAGCUGCCGACCUCCCUGGCGCGGCCCCAUCGCCCGGCGGGAUGGGCGGCGAGGCGGGGUCCGCGGCGGCCGUGGGCUCCGAGGGCCGCGUAAAGAGCCUGGGUCUGGUGUUCGAGGAUGAGCGCAAGGGCUGCUACUCGAGCGGCGAGACGGUGGCGGGACACGUGCUGCUGGAGGCGGCCGAGCCGGUGGCCCUGCUCGCCCUGCGCCUGGAGGCCCACGGCCGAGCCACUGCCGCCUGGGGCCCGAGCCCUGGCGCCGCGGCCCCGGCCGCCGCCUCGGAGGUGGAGUACCUGAACGUGCGCCUGAGCCUGCGCGAACCCCCGGCCGGUGAAGGCAUCCUCUUAUUAGAGCCUGGAAAACAUGAAUUUCCAUUUAGCUUUCAACUUCCAUCUGAACCUUUAGUAACCUCGUUCACCGGGAAAUAUGGAAGUAUUCAGUACUGUGUGAGGGCAGUUUUGGAACGACCCAAGGUACCCGAUCAGAGUGUGAAGCGGGAGCUUCAGGUGAUUAGUCACAUCGAUGUCAACACACCAGCAUUAUUAACCCCUGUAUUGAAAACUCAAGAGAAAAUGGUUGGCUGUUGGUUUUUCACGUCUGGUCCUGUCUCACUGAGUGCCAAAAUUGAAAGAAAAGGAUACUGUAAUGGAGAAGCCAUUCCAAUCUAUGCAGAGAUAGAGAAUUGUUCCUCUCGGCUGAUUGUUCCCAAAGCUGCUAUUUUCCAAACCCAGACGUACUUGGCAAGUGGGAGAACAAAGACCGUCCGGCACAUGGUUGCCAACGUACGAGGAAACCACAUUGCAUCUGGGGGCACUGACACGUGGAAUGGGAAGACUCUCAAAAUCCCACCUGUUACCCCGUCCAUCCUGGAUUGCUGCAUUAUCAGAAUAGACUAUUCCUUAGCUGUGUACAUUCACAUUCCUGGUGCUAAAAAAUUGAUGCUCGAGCUGCCCUUAGUGAUUGGCACGAUUCCAUACCAUGGUUUUGGCAGCAGAAACUCCAGCAUUGCCAGCCAGUUCAGUAUGGAUCUGAGCUGGCUGACACUGACCCUGCCAGAGCAGCCCGAAGCGCCACCAAAUUACGCAGACGUGGUGUCAGAGGAGGAAUUCUCUAGACACGUGCCUCCUUACCCUCAGCCCCCUAACUGUGAGGGGGAAGCAUGCUGUCCCAUGUUCGCCUGCAUACAGGAAUUCCGGUUUCAGCCUCCGCCUCUUUAUUCAGAGGUUGAUCCACAUCCUCCUGAUGUAGAAGAGACCCAGCCUGUUUCCUUCAUUCUCUGAACAAAUGUCAGAAAUCACUGUGUUCAUCAUCAGUUUAGAAAACGGUUCCUUCCCCCUGCCUUUUUGGAAAAGAGGGAGAGAAAAGGCGUGUAAGAACAUAAAUGAACAUCCAGAUCGAAGGUGAUAGAAAUUAAAGAAUAUGUGAACUUCCCAGUGGGCCGACGGGAUCAUUGCACAAGUUGAUGAUACCGUCGUGCGUCCCCUUUAAGUAAUCCAGUGAAGCAGAUGUGAAAAGUCACGUGAGAAGAAUGUCCCGGAAGUCCUGAUGGUGAUAGAGUAAGUGAAGGGGGUGUCUGCGCGCUUGACCACAGAGAACAGACGCUGUGUGGAGAGUGGAAAUGCUCUGUGUCACUUUACAGAGGUUUCUCCAGGUGGAACAGAAGUUACCCUGAGCUUUAAGGAAAUGUAGACUCAUUGGGAGCCUUGAUUUUGAAGAUGGCAGCAGCAUGGAGGCGUGCACGAAUAGGAGAGGCCCACCCUAGAUACCAAGUGUGAGGGGCUUCGUGGUUUCUUACCGUGUCCCAUAGGACUGAAGUCCUCGAAAGAACCUUUCAAUGAGGUCCUAACGAAGUAACACAGUUCCACUGUAUAAAUGGGCUCUGCAGUAUUACGAAACCAAGAAAAGAGUUCCUUGCAAGGUGUGUCAGUUCAGAGGGGAUCAGUAUGAGAACACGUUCGGUUGAAGGCUAUACUUCUUACCCCAUUUAAGUGCUUUGUUAGGGUAUGUGUUUGAUUUUCCCCGUGUCUUAUUUACCUAGGAUGAAAGUAGAAAAAAAAAGGGAAAAAAAAAAAAAAAAAGGUU
Messenger RNA from Neomonachus schauinslandi (Hawaiian monk seal), 2213 nucleotides. RefSeq names its product arrestin domain containing 4 (gene ARRDC4). The transcript is spliced from 8 exons. Gene Ontology annotation, cellular component: plasma membrane; cytoplasm. Gene Ontology annotation, molecular function: ubiquitin-like ligase-substrate adaptor activity. The record is from RefSeq and is a predicted model, not a curated record. Bases 173 to 1411 code for a protein of 412 amino acids. Lineage: Eukaryota; Metazoa; Chordata; Mammalia; Carnivora; Phocidae. Gene Ontology annotation, biological process: protein transport.